UCCAAUCACCAAGUGUCUACAAAUGUAGAUUUCACUUACAUGAGUCAAUUCACCUAAAAAUAUCCCUAAAUACAUAUAUCGAACAAACUGUAUAUUCAUCAAAUUUUUUAACGAGCAAACAACGAUGGAUUUCUCACAAUAUCGGAAAAUAUUGGUUUAUGUUUUGACAUUUCUCGCCUACGCGUGGUCUGGUUAUGGUGCUGGAUUAUUGGGAAAUCUACGAGAUGCUGUAUUAACGGCCGAAUCGGUGUUUCAAGAUCUAUUUGAAAAUGCCAUAACCGUAGCGAAAAAAAUCAAGGAUAUACAUGAAGUAUUCGAUGCCGCUGUUGAAGAAAAUUGUGUUUUUCAUUGUCCCGGAGGAGUUACACCAAAAGCAGAUUGGAAUCACAAACCACAGAGUAACGGAUGCGGCUCGUUGGGAAUAGAGAUAAACCAAGAGUAUCUGCCUUUAGCAGAAAUGACCAAGUGUUGCGAUCAACACGACAUCUGUUAUGAUACAUGCAAUUCGGACAAAGAAAAGUGCGAUUUAGAAUUUAAAAGAUGUCUAUACAAGUAUUGCGAUGGAUAUCAAAGUUCUGGAAUAACGAUUGUUAAUACCUGCAAAGCGGCCGCGAAAAUGUUAUUCACGGGUACUACAGCCUUAGGAUGCAAGAGUUACAUGGAUGCUCAAAAAGAAGCUUGCUAUUGCGGAGAUAAAUGGAGUAAAAAUAAAAAACCUAAAAAGGCUGCACAAGCCGGUGGAGAAUUGUAAUUUAAUUAUUUAUAAUUAACGUUUCUCUUUAUGUAAUUUACUUAUUUAAAAUUUGUGUCAUCUUUAUUUCCCUUACCUCUGUAUAUAAUCCAUUAUUGAGAGUAUAUAAAAUAUUUUGUAUUUAAAAUAAGAACGUUAAUAUAUUGUUACGUUACAUAGAUGCCCAUAUGUACACAAAAGUUUAAAUAUAUUUUCUCUUUUUUUUUUUCAUAUUAAAAUUCGUACGACUAA
Molecule: messenger RNA, 982 nt
Organism: Vespa velutina
Lineage: Eukaryota; Metazoa; Arthropoda; Insecta; Hymenoptera; Vespidae
Gene: GXIVsPLA2
Product: group XIIA secretory phospholipase A2
Exons: 3
Coding region: 125-751 (208 amino acids)
Biological process (GO): arachidonate secretion; lipid catabolic process; phospholipid metabolic process
Cellular component (GO): extracellular region
Molecular function (GO): calcium ion binding; A2-type glycerophospholipase activity
Source: RefSeq, a predicted model, not a curated record